GACGUUUCUGCUUGUUUUUUUGCUUGAGAUCCGGCAACACUGAGAAGUCAACAUGUCUAAAGCAUAAAUCGUUAGCUUUCAGGCUAGCUGUUUAGUUUACUUUUUUUUUAUUGGUUUUCUUUUAAUUUUAUUUAAUUUGACCGCGGGGUCUUUGUGUUUAAUGGGGGCGGAGAGUUUACCAUGAAACUCCGGUUGCAGAAUGACGGUGAAUCCCAAAGAGUGGUGAAACUGAGGGAGUCUCCUGCUACGAUGCAGCCGAAUUCAAGUGAGCAUGGAGCUCAUUCAGGGAAUGAUUUAUCCCUAAAUCCAGAGCUUCUCACCAGAACACCAGUCACCGGUCCUACUGGUGGCCUCGACCGUAAUGAUGUACGGAUACCCAUCACCAGCAGGUCCGGGGAGUCCAGCGGAGGUCCAUCCUCCAGGAGGUCCAGAGUCAACUCCCACGGCCACUCCCACUCACAUGCACAUGGACAUAACAGAGCUCAGCUCCACUCGCAUUCAGAGCCAGGGCUUAACCCGCCUGACUCUGAGGUGGACUCGGGGGAGCCAACCACCUCCUUUUCAGAGCUUCGUUGUCUCUUCCGCUGGCUGCAGAAGAGUCUUCCUUUCCUCGUCAUACUGUGUGCUAAACUAGUUAUUCAGCAUACACUUGGCCUAGCAGUUGGAGUUGGCCUCUUCACAACUUUUCUAUAUGUGAAUAAAAGUAUUCAAACUCAAGUAUUUCUUCAGGAUCGUCACUCAAAGCUGCGGUGCAUGUGGUUGCUUUUAUUCCUGAUCUUUUCCACUCUUCUGCUUUACUACACCUUUGUCACUGAGACACUUUACUGCUGCCUCGUUCUCCUCCGCCCGACCAUUGACCCGCUGACCUUCUGGGAGGUUCUGUGGGCUGUUGGCAUCACAAACUUCAUAAUAAAGUUCCUCUGUAUGGGGAUUAAGUGCCUUAUUCUGCUGCUGCCCUCUUCAUUGGUGACCUACAGAACCCAGGGUCGGUGGCUGAUGCUGACUGAGGAGCUGGCUCAGGUCCAUCAGGCCGUGGCUCCUUUCCCGCUGUGGUUCCGGUACCUGGUCACCUACCAGGAGGAUGACGGCACUCCUGGAUUCACUCUGGGCAUCCUGCUGGCGUUGCUCUACCUCAUACUGAAGCUGCUGGAACUGUAUAAACAGUGGACGUCUUUACUGAAAACUGUGAAGAUAUUUCUCCAAGGCGAGCAUACGGGGACAGCAGCCACUCGGAGUCAGUGCAGCGAGGCUGGAGACGUCUGCCCCAUCUGUCAGGGAGAGUACAGGGAGCCCCGGGUCCUGCUGUGUCAGCACAUCUUCUGUGACGAGUGCAUCGCUCUUUGGUUUAAUCGAGAGAAAAGCUGCCCUCUCUGUCGGACGGUGAUCACAGAAAAAGUCUACAAAUGGAGAGACGGAGCCACGUCGCCACAUCUGCAGGUUUACUGACCCACAGCACGGAUGACGACCGUUUGGUUUAGUCUGUAUUUGAGUAAGUUUGUAAUCCUGUCAGAGCACGUUGACAUGUAUGUUGUCCACACCUGUUAGUCACUAGGUCAAGGCUGUGCCGCCUAGUGUUGAAAGUUGGUAUGGACACAUCAUUGUCGUUUGAGGCUGGUGUGCCAGAGGUCAGCUAAGGGUUCACUCAUUGCUGGAUGUGUUUCACUUUUAUCAUUUUACUCAUCAUUCGCCUUUUUUUUUUUUUUUUUUUUGAAAGAUGGAUGCAAACCUUCCUCCCAGAAUAUCGCUCUUUUUCCAGUUUUCAAAUUCUGAAUGUGGAAGAGAAGCAUUAAAUGUAUUAAGACUUUUUCUUUUGUCACAUCUCGAUGGCAUGCAGCCGCUCAACCGGGUCUUCAUCAGUGUUUCGUAACUUUGAUCCUACUGAUCUGAGGUCAGACUACAAUGCUGAAAAAUGCACUGAAGGAUUUUUAGAAGCUUUUUGAAACAUCCAAUAAGAACAUGUUCCAAAAGUCAGAUUUCCAGCCUGCAUCCAAGCUAAAGGAUACAACAACUUAUUUAACAUCUUGGCUUGAUUUUCUGCUUUUGUGAUUUUUUUUUUUUUUUUUUUUUUUGUGACAAAGAUGCAUUGGAAUUUGAGAUUAUUUUUGUAAAAAACCAACCAAAGAAUGGGAGAAAUGUCUAUUUUAAUAUGUACUGAAAUCAUUUCACUGUUAUUUUUAUGCACACUGAAUAAAGAUCUGCACUCAGCAGUUUGUGGCGGUUCAGAUUUAUC
Molecule: messenger RNA, 2230 nt
Organism: Thalassophryne amazonica
Lineage: Eukaryota; Metazoa; Chordata; Actinopteri; Batrachoidiformes; Batrachoididae
Gene: rnft1
Product: ring finger protein, transmembrane 1
Exons: 9
Coding region: 181-1446 (421 amino acids)
Biological process (GO): positive regulation of ERAD pathway
Cellular component (GO): endoplasmic reticulum
Molecular function (GO): ubiquitin protein ligase activity
Source: RefSeq, a predicted model, not a curated record